Molecule: messenger RNA, 1755 nt
Organism: Musa acuminata AAA Group (dessert banana)
Lineage: Eukaryota; Viridiplantae; Streptophyta; Magnoliopsida; Zingiberales; Musaceae
Exons: 15
Coding region: 109-1440 (443 amino acids)
Source: RefSeq, a predicted model, not a curated record
GAGCUCACCGUUGAUAAAUACCCAACCGACUCACGGUACAUCCUCCCUCCUCUUCCCCGCCGCUCUCUUCCUCACCCACGUCGCGAAAGAGAAGAGAAGGAACUCUUGAUGGGGGCGUCGAGGCUGGUGAUAGCUUCGAUCGUGUUCUUCCUCCUUGUCGCCGGAGUUUGGGCGGAAGAAGCAGCGAUCGGCGAUGGGAUCGCGGAACCUGAGCCAUCCGAUUCCGCGUUGAAGCGGGAAUUGGAGCUGCUCAGAUCAAAGAUCCAGGACUUAGAGAUUGGUAUCUCCGAUAGGACCCGUGAACUAAAUAAUAGAGAUGACCGCAUCAAAAAUCUGGAGAAGAUUAUCCAAGAGAAGUCAGCAACAAUUUCCACAUUGAAUAGUCAAAUAGAAUCGCUCCAGAAAAAGGGUGCUCUUGAUGCUGAAGAGUUAUUAGGGAAAGCAUAUACUCGAGCUGCUGGACUUGAGAAGCAGGUUGACAAUCUCAGAAAUGAGCUUGAAACACAGAGCAAUAACAGAGGUGCUUUGGAGGCUCGAGCUAGUGAAGCGGAGAAAAAAGUGCAAGAACUGAUUUUGAAACUAGAAAAUAUCGAGAAGACAAAUGAUGAGCAAAAGCACCUAAUUAGGAAAACUGAACGGGCACUUCAAGUAGCAAAGGAAGAGCUAACAAUUGUACAACUUGAAGCGACAGCCAAGUUGGAAGAGCUGACAAAGAUCCAUGGAGCUUGGUUGCCUCCUUGGUUUGCAACUCAUAUAAGUUAUUGUCAGAAUCUUGUAGAAACCCAUUGGAAGGAGCAUGGCAAACCUGCUUUGGAUGUUGUCCUCCAAAAGGCAUCAGAUAAAUCAGCACAGGCACAGAAAUGGCUUGAACCACACUUGGAAAUUGUUAAAACUAGAUGGGUUCCUGCUGUUAAAGAAAGAUGGGUAAUUCUUGUCACAAGUGCCAAGCCUUAUGUGCAACAAGUAUCCACAAAAACCAUGGAAGUUUAUGAGACAUCAAAGAAUACGAUAGCACCACAUGUAGAAAAAGUACAAAAAGUGGCAGAUCCAUACUUGCAGGAAGCCAAGAAACUUUCAAAACCUUACAUCAACCAAGUUGCUACUGUCACCAAGCCUCAUGUUGAAAAAGUGAGAAUUACUUUGAAGCCCUACACUAAACGAGUAGUUCGUGUUUACAGAAAGCUUCAUAAAUCAGUGGCAGCUUACCACCGUCAGGUUGAAGCCAGCAUCAAGGAACACUUGAAGAAAUAUGAGUUGACUGAACCUCUUGUGACCAAAGAGUUGGUGUGGUAUAUGGCUUCUGCUACUUUGGCCUUGGCCAUCUUCUUUGUGUACAGACUUCUAGCAUGCAUCCUUUGGUCGAAAAUGAGAAAGUCAACACAAAAUGGCCAGACGAAGAAUGCACAUCGCAGGCCCAAGCGAAGGCAUGCUGACAAGUAGACUGCAGGAAACCAUCCAAGUAGCCACUUAUGCCCAAGGAUGUUAUUGGUGCAUUAGAAGUUGGCUGUGUACUUUUUAUCAAAUCAUGCUCGGGAUACCUAGAUAAAGGAAUUGCAAUGUGGAAAUAUUUGAACAGGCUCAUGCACAGUGUCUUUUUAUUGCAAAUGUUUGAGGUUGUUCAUCUCGUUUUGCAGAACCUGAUGUUUUAAUGACCUGCAUUUUCUCUUUUUUUGUUUUUCUUUUAAUGAUUGAUUGGUAUUGAUUCUUCUUUCUCGAUCAAUAUAAUCGCAAGCCAUGAGCAUCUGCUUUGUUUUA